Messenger RNA from Fusarium subglutinans, 1125 nucleotides. RefSeq lists its product as uncharacterized. The transcript has a single exon. The coding region runs from base 1 to 1125 and encodes 374 amino acids. The record is from RefSeq and is a predicted model, not a curated record. NCBI's taxonomy places the organism in Eukaryota, Fungi, Ascomycota, Sordariomycetes, Hypocreales, Nectriaceae.
AUGGCAUCGCAACAGUCUACAGGUGCUGAAGAGUCGCAACACUGCCCCCGUGAUGGUAACAGAGGUGGACUUGCUGGAAACGAUGGCCUUGGAGAUCAUGAUGGCUCUCAUUCCGGUGGUCAACAUGGUGGUGAACAUUUGCAAGGUCCUCCGCCUCCGCCUCCUCCUCCACCUCCACCUCAAGCUCAAGCUCAAGCUCCCGGUAAUGCCAUGAACCGCCCACCGACUGAUCACUAUGGGCCUCUACCUCCACCUUCGCCUCAAGCUGUUGGCAAUGCCAGUGAUGGAAAUUCACGAGUUCGUCUACCUCCGAUUCGAAAGGCCCUGAACAGGCCCCCAGCUGAUCACUGUGGGCCUCCACCUCCACCUUCGCCUCAAGCUGUUGGCAAUGCCAGUGAUGGAAAUUCGCGACGUCGUUAUCGUCCGAUUCGAAUGGCCCCAAACAAGCCUCCACCUCCCCCUUCCGUGCAACCUGAUUCGAAUCAGCCUGUCCCAUAUGGGCCUUUCAACCUCCCGCCCCAAUUCUCCGCGGUGCAAUGGCGACCCCCAACGCCUCCCCCCCAACAUCCCCAGCCCUUACAGCCCCACGAGGUCUCUCAGCUCUCAAACCUCUUGUCCCGAUACUCCCAGCUCUACCAGCUCUACCAGCACUCUCAGCUCCCAAACCCCCUCUCCCAGCCCUACCAGACACAAGAUUCAAGCUACAACAAUGGCAAUGGUGAAAAGGGCAGCGAGAAUAGGGGGAAAAAACGAAAGGCCGACACACACCAGGGUCCGUCGGCUGACUCUCGGGAAGUUUGGCCUCCAACUCCAAAAGACUUAUUCACAACUCUGGAACCCCUCUUCAAUCACCUCAACAUUGAGGAAAUUAAUUGUCGCUGCAAAUACAGCGAAAGCAACGAGACUUGGAGUUUUAGAGUUUGCAAGAGCCACUCUGAAAUUGAAGUCGACAUCACUAUGAAAGAUGUUACAAGGGACAAUCCAGUUGUGGCAGAGACUGGCGAUACUCCUAACAAAACAGCACCUACUGAGGCAGGAGCUGGCAGCAGCGGCCAAGGGCCUCAUAAAAUCCUCCUGGGCACACCUCUGCAGAAGCCUUCUGAUAUAUGGACAACUGAAGACUGA